AUGCCCUCCCAGAUCGCCAUUCUCCUUCCAGUAUAUCUCUCUGUUGUCGGCAAUGGAUUGUUGUUUGGGAUUGCUUGUAUGCAAGCCUUCCAGUACAGUCUGGGUCUGAACGCGGGUCAUCUCGGCCUUGUUGUGACCGCGAUGUGGGAGGUCUUGGAGCAUUGGCCGACGAACGCGAUCGCACUCAGCAUGACGCUACUUUGGGCUGAUCUCGUGACCGCAUUUAUGGCGUUUGCCUCUCAGCUGUUCUUCGCUGGUCGGAUCUAUAAAUUUCUAGGCAGAACUCGUCUCGCAUUCGUAAUCCUAGCUGUCUUUACGAUUUCUUCUCUCUACCAACUUGGAGGAUAUAUCGCGUUUACGGUCCUUUGCGCAAAGACCAAAUUGAAUGCCACAAUGUUUCAAUACGAGAAAUUAGUGUGGUCAAUUUGGGGGAUGGCAGCGGGCCAAGAUAUCUUGAUUUCGCUCAUCCUCAUCGGCCUCAUUUACCAUCACGGUUCAAGGAGCCUCCCAAGCACUGUGCAAUUGGUUCAACGUGUCACCAUCUUCGCUAUUAACACUGGCUUGUGGACAUCUCUGUGUGCUUUAUUUGUCAUCAUAACUAUGGUCGCAUUUCCUUUGAAAGAAGCUUGGAUAGGCCUUUAUCUUAUGAUCUGCCCACUCUACUGCAACACCGUUCUCGCUAAUCUGAACGGUCGCAAUUAUAUUCGAGGAACGAGCACCAUAGCGCUGAAUACACUCGAGUUACCAAGUUCGAAGAGUGGGUCUACGACUCAUCAGGACGUUGAACCACAGGUGUCGAAUAUCGUGUUUGCCAGUCAUUCAGGAGCGAUUGACUCUAGGACCAAUGGAUCGCAACUGGAGGACUUGGACGACAAGGUUUAA
Molecule: messenger RNA, 882 nt
Organism: Mycena indigotica
Lineage: Eukaryota; Fungi; Basidiomycota; Agaricomycetes; Agaricales; Mycenaceae
Exons: 16
Coding region: 1-882 (293 amino acids)
Source: RefSeq, a predicted model, not a curated record